AUGUCCGGGCAGUGUACUGGAUCCGACGUGGGGAUGGGAGCGGCUUCCCCUCCUGCUGCCGGGAGAGUAUCAGUCAGAUAUUUAUGCUGUCUGUUCUGCUGCCCACCUUUUCCCUCGUCGAUAGUUUCGAAGCUGGCUUUCAUGCCACCCGAAUCCAGCUACACGAUCACGGAAAACAAUAGGUUACACUUGCUGGAAGGGCGUGCGGAGUGGCCGCAUGAUCCUGACCAUCUGGCUACAAAUGUUGAGAUGUUCGUGGCAAGUGUAUGCAUUUCAUCUACAAUCGUUAAUCCAGAACUAGAAGAAGAAACAAGAUUUCCGUGCGUUUAUGUUCGCCCUGUACCAAACGCUUACUUUACGCUACUGUUUUCGCACGGAAACGCUGUAGAUAUCGGACAAAUGACAUCAUUUUACUGGGGCCUCGGUCAUCGUCUUGGUUGUAAUGUGUUCAGCUAUGAUUAUUCGGGAUACGGGUGCUCAACGGGCAGGCCAUCAGAGAAGAAUCUUUACGCCGAUAUAACCGCAGCAUUCGAAACGUUAAAAACAAAAUUCGAGCUAUGUACUAAACGAAAACCACAGUCGCAAAUGGAUGUGGGCUAG
Cooperia oncophora is the source of this 600-nucleotide messenger RNA. Lineage: Eukaryota; Metazoa; Nematoda; Chromadorea; Rhabditida; Trichostrongylidae. The record is from the annotation of a GenBank genome assembly.